Messenger RNA from Neodiprion fabricii, 867 nucleotides. RefSeq names its product E3 ubiquitin-protein ligase RNF180-like. Gene Ontology annotation, molecular function: ubiquitin conjugating enzyme binding; ubiquitin protein ligase activity. Lineage: Eukaryota; Metazoa; Arthropoda; Insecta; Hymenoptera; Diprionidae. The record is from RefSeq and is a predicted model, not a curated record. The transcript has 3 exons. Gene Ontology annotation, cellular component: endoplasmic reticulum membrane. The coding region runs from base 99 to 647 and encodes 182 amino acids. Gene Ontology annotation, biological process: positive regulation of proteasomal ubiquitin-dependent protein catabolic process; norepinephrine metabolic process; serotonin metabolic process.
UCAUACGGCCAAGCAAACUUCCCGCGAUUUCGUUUCGAUAUAUGUAAUUCUAAUUUCUGUGCUCUCGGCUUGGGCGCAGCUUCAUAUCUCGGAGACAUAUGUCGAUGUAUGCAGAGGUUAAAACUACGAUGCCAGCCAGAGUGACCCAAGUGAAAUGCAAGCGAUGUCGCAAAGUUCUCUUCACAGAAGAAGCCACCCCUAUAUUAACAGCACAUAGUGAAAUUCGGACGGGGCCGACACAUUCCCGAUGUGGUUCUGGGGCACCAGAAUACUGUCUCUAUCUAUCAGAGGAGAAUUUGCCGGAAUGGAUGAAAGACACCAUAGAUAAGGAAUUCUGGAUAAAGGGAAAGAUCCAUUGCCCUCACUGCCACAGUCGAUUGGGAUCGUUCGACUUUGUUAACCAGACAAAAUGCGACUGUGGGAAAUCCGUGCCACCGCCGAUAAGAAUAAUUCAUUGCAAAGUGGAUAGAUUGUCGGACACUGGAUCCAAUUUGCCUUUUCUACCGUUACCCAGAAUAAAUUAUAACCCUCAUUCAAGGGAUAACAACGGCGCGCAACUCGUUCAAAUAGUAGCAAGCAACAGACGUGGACAUGUAGUUGAUGCAGAUAAUUUGGCAGAGAAUAAUAUAAGUAAUAAUCAUCCUUAGACAUACUUGUCGUUUAAGUAUAAUUCGCGUACCGAAAAUCAGGGCUUGGGAAUCGGUGGGUCAAAAUUCGUGCCGGUGCACCCGUUCAGCUGCUCCAUAACAAAUUACCCCAGUUUUUCUCAUCCCGUUUCAACAUGAUUUUUAUAAAAGAAAUCAAUGAACAUUUAUUGUCAAAUGCUUUUGUAAUAUUGUUUUACGUUAAAGACCAAACUUGUGUGUA